Messenger RNA from Pisolithus orientalis, 810 nucleotides. RefSeq lists its product as uncharacterized. The record is from RefSeq and is a predicted model, not a curated record. The coding region runs from base 1 to 810 and encodes 269 amino acids. NCBI's taxonomy places the organism in Eukaryota, Fungi, Basidiomycota, Agaricomycetes, Boletales, Pisolithaceae. The transcript has 3 exons.
AUGUGCCAGCAUGCAGUCCACCUACUGGAUCAAGGGAGCAAGUGGUGUCCUUUUCCAAUGGUGAGGGUUGCAUCAUCACAAGAAACUGCACUAUAUACUGCUACAGGACAUGGAGGACCCACUGCUGAGGACUUCCAUUUGGAUUUCCAUGGAGCACUUUCUUCAGACUGGAACAAACAUGCUAUGGAAGUCUUUGCAUCUCACUUCUUUGAAUGUGGAUGGUAUGGAUCUCCAAACAAACACACUAUUAAGAAGGUCUUCCAGACUCACUUGCACACCCUACAUGUGCAGUACAUGAAUUUGCAAGCUGAUAGUGAUCCUGACCAUGAGCAGCUGCAAAUCAAGCAUGACAAAGAAAAAGAGAAUGCAAGAGAUCAGAGGCACCACUCAGUAAGACUUUCUGACAUGCUGCAACACCAUUGGGCUAACACUUGCUUGGCACAUCCAGACCUCACACCCUUUAAGCUCCUUUGGAAAACCCUGCCCCACAAUGCGAUGAGUGGCAAUGUGUCCAACCACCUGCCUGGUGUGAAGUGGUAUGCCAUUAUGCAACUUAACUGGCACUCUCAGAUGGCUACUGAUUGGCUACAAGUAUUUGAUUUUAUUCAUCUUUCCACCUCCAAACAGGGUGCUUUCCCACAUGUAUGGGUCUCUUCAUGCCAGGUGGAAUUGUCAGGUGUGGCAGUCCCUGGUUUACCAAGCAAUUUCUAUGAUAGCACCUGGCUCCUGCAUCUGGAUGAUGGUGAUAAAGCCAGGCUUAAUGUACUCCCAGAGAUGGAUUUAUCACACACAGAGGCUAUUUUGAGGUAA